Messenger RNA from Conger conger (European conger), 3504 nucleotides. It is a transcript of the gene g3bp1, whose product is annotated as GTPase activating protein (SH3 domain) binding protein 1. Lineage: Eukaryota; Metazoa; Chordata; Actinopteri; Anguilliformes; Congridae. The transcript is spliced from 12 exons. Gene Ontology annotation, molecular function: mRNA binding. Gene Ontology annotation, cellular component: ribonucleoprotein complex; cytosol. The record is from RefSeq and is a predicted model, not a curated record. Bases 181 to 1629 code for a protein of 482 amino acids.
UGUUGGAACAUUCUAUUAGGUUGUUCCUUAGCCAGCAGUGAGAGAAGCCGGUUGAGCACGUUGUAAGGCCGUUGGAGUUCGUCUGAACGCUUCGCAGGGGUCGAGGAUUCAAUCCGUUACAUCAAAAAAUACUAAUCUGAAGUAUAUUUGCCAUCAGCUACAAACAAGUUGACCAAAGAAAUGGUGAUGGAGAAGCCAAGUGCCCAGCUUGUCGGGCGAGAGUUUGUUCGACAGUAUUACACUCUUCUGAACCAGGCACCCGACUAUCUUCACAGGUUUUAUGGUAAGAACUCAUCCUAUGUCCACGGGGGCUUGGACAGCACCGGCAAGCCAGCCGAAGCAGUCUAUGGGCAGACUGAAAUCCACAAAAAGGUGAUGGCGCUGAGCUUUCGGGAAUGCCAUACCAAGAUACGCCACGUGGAUGCCCACGCCACACUGAACGAGGGUGUGGUUGUGCAGGUGAUGGGAGAGCUGUCCAACAACAUGCAGCCAAUGAGGAAGUUCAUGCAGACUUUUGUUCUGGCACCUGAGGGCACCGUGGCAAACAAGUUCUAUGUACACAAUGACAUAUUCCGCUAUCAAGAUGAAGUAUUUGGAGACUCUGAUUCGGAACCCCCUGAGGAGUCUGAAGGUGAGGUCGAGGAGCUGGAAGAGAGGGUCAACACACCAGAAGUGGCACAGGAGGAGUCCGCUGCAUUUUAUGAACAGACGCCAUGCGCGGAGCUGGAGGAGCCCCUGGAGGAGCCGGCCCUCAGCCCGGAGCCGGAGCCCACGCAGGAGCCAGGGCCCGAGGCGGUGUCGGAGCCCGAGGCGGCCGAGCCCGAGGUGAAACAGGAGCCUGAACCCGAGCCGGAGGUCUCCGCCGAGGAGCAGCCCGAGCAGAAGAGCCCCCCUUCUCCCACACCCGCCGACCCUGCACCUGCUGCGCCCGAGGAGAACCGGCCUUUCUCCUGGGCCUCCGUCACCAGUAAGAACCUUCCUCCUGGUGGAGUGGUGCCAGCCUCUGGAAUCCCACCACACGUCGUAAAGGCUCCAGCCGUGCAGCCCCGGGCGGAGGUGAAGGCGGAAGCUCAGACCACAGCACAGAGGCCGCAGAGAGACCAGAGGACACGGGAGCAGAGGCCCGGACCUCCUCCGGCCCACAGAGGACCCCGGCCAGGAGUUCGGGAAGGUGAGCAGGGAGAAUCGGAGGUGCGGCGUGUCGUCAGGUAUCCAGACAGCCACCAGGUGUUUGUGGGAAACGUGCCCCACGACGUGGACAAAGCCGAGCUCAAGGAGUUCUUCGAACAGUACGGCACAGUACUGGAGCUGAGGAUCAACAGCGGAGGGAAGCUGCCUAACUUCGGCUUUGUGGUGUUCGACGAUUCUGAACCUGUGCAGAAAAUCCUAAACAGCAGGCCCAUCAAGUUCCGCGGUGACGUGCGUCUGAACGUGGAGGAGAAGAAAACCCGCUCGGCCCGGGAAGGAGACCGCAGAGACAUCCGCCCCAGGGGCCCCGGGGGACCCCGCGACAGAAUAGGAGGCCCCCGAGUCGCCCCCACCCGUGGAGGCAUGGCCCAGAAACCCAGCUUUGGUGCUGGACGUGGCACUGGACCCAGUGAGGGCCGUUAUGCGGGUCCACGCCAGUGAAUCCCCCCCCCUCACCCCCCUCCCAACGCCCCCUCACACACCACACACACACACAUGCAUACACACAUAUACACACACACUCACGAGGACACUCAUGCACCCAACCAACACACACACUAACCACUACUGAUCCCUGUCACCUAGCAACCAGGGUGGCUUGCAUCUCUCCUUCUCUCAGCUUUUGUUUUCAGCUUUGGGGUUUUGGAAUGUGGUCCUGGACAUUUAUUUUCCUCAUCUUUCUUAGUUCUGAACUUAUUCGUAACAGAAAACAAAUGACAGAGCUACAUGAAUUGAAGAAAAAAAGAAAAGAAAAAAAAAUCCAGAGACUGGCUUUGGCGUUCUCUCCCUGUUUCUUAAAGGAACGUUUUUUACUUCUUGGGCAAUCCUGUGUAUUGCUGCCACCCUGUUUUUCAGAAGUUAAAUACGAACACGGUUUGUUGAAAUUACUGCAAAGUUCAAUCAUCAUGUCUGUCUGAAUGGUUGCUAUUCACUGCGUCUCAUCCUUUUACCCUCCCCACUCCCUGUUGCUUCCUUCGUAUUUCAUCACGUAUGACAUGCAGUAUUUUUAACAACUUUGAGCUAAUGAGAGAACAACUUUUAAUACAUACUAUUUUUAAACCACUUCAUUUGUUUUGUAGUCUGAUUUGAACAUGGCAAACCUCUGUUGAGAGAUGUUCUGUUUUGUAAAAGCAAAUUGUUGUGCCUUCUAUUUAUCUCAUUCCAGUCAUGAAAGAUGUAAAAAUAAAGUGUAGAUUUGCUUUAUCACUAUAUUUUUUGACGUUCUUCUCCAAAGGCUUUUUUUAAUUUUUUAUUCCACAAAUUGCUUGCAUUUGAAUGGAGGACUACACCACGGUUGCUCCGCCAGUCUGCUCUGUAUUGGCCUAUGCAAAACUGGCUGCGGUUUUGCGAUUCCUUCUGGAUAAACGGUAACGAUCCAUUACACAUAUGUAAAUAAGCCCCCAUAUACAGGCUUCAGCUUCUCCUAUUGCCCAGUGUACACUUACACAACUUGUCUGUGUCUGUUCGUACUGCAGUCAUUUUAGACCAUUCCCUCUAAUUUUCACCAGUCCCUACGACUGCAUCUGAAACUAAAUGCCAAUUUUGUUUGCUUGGGGGACUGCAAGUGGUGGCAUUAGUCCAGUAGGGGACAGUCUUUGCUGUGGUCUAGAGGUCUACAACUCCAGUACUUGAGAGCUGCAGGGUCUGCUGGCUUUUGUUUUUAAUUUGAAAAUCAGUGAUGAAUUCAGGCCUGAGAAACCACCUUUAAUUGGUUUUAAUCAACUGCUUUAAUUGAAGUACUGACUAAUGUAGAGAACUAGCAGACCAUACAGCUGUCUGGGACCUGAGUUUCAGACCUCUGCUCCGGACUAAACGCAAAAGCCAACCAACCCAAAGCAUAAUGAUUUGGUAUGCUAGUGUUGGAGAUGCGCUUCAAUAGAAUUAGCCUGUGUGUCCUGGCCACAUUCCACAUUUUGGUUUGAUUAGUUUUUUUAUUUUAUUAGAGCCCUGCUUGGUAAUUGUUCGAAAUAAGCAUUUCCUAAGUGUCGUUUUUGCUGCUGUAAAAUGGUCUUUAGGCACAAAAAAGGCCUCGAGUAAAUGCAAGGUGAAGUCGGGUAAUUCCCAAAUAUAUUGACAAAGUGUAUUUCGGCUGAUUUAAUCGCACAUCCUGAGCAAGGGCAUGUUAUCUCUGUGUUGGAUGACAAUGACAAACUGCUCUAGUGUUUUCAGUCAUUUGUGUGCUGGUACAUGUUUCAAGGGUUACGUAGCCUCUGCCUAAAAACAAAAGCAACAAGCAAGCCUGUAAAUACAAGGGCAAAUGAAAAAAUACAUGAGCAUGGAAAGAAUAAAUAAAGAGCUGUUGAAUUUGUUUCUCAA